AUGAUCUAUCGCUCAGGGCAAUUGGUCCGGACAGCCGCCCGGACCGGUGUCACCUUUGUCCCUCGCCGAACAAUCACCUCGACCCCGAUUCGCUGCGCUGCGAAUGAUGACGGAAAGAAAUCGGGCCUUUUCUCGUCCAUGAAGAACAUGUUCUUCGGAGGCGACAGUACAAAGACGAAGGUCACCCACCGACCCUCGGCCCCUAAGAAGGAAGAAGGUGGUUUAGGAGAUACCUCCAUCUUCGGAACAGACUUUACCGCACCAACAUCAGGUCCCAAACCAUCACGAGGGCCUCAAGGAGCAGAACCAGACGCUCCCUCUGACAAGUUAGUGGAUCGCGAUCAGAGUCGCGUGCUAGCCGGACUGGGUCCCGACCCCAAAGCCCAGCUACGAUGGGAAAGAAAGAUGGCCGUCCGUGAGAUCCGGAAACGGGGCCGCGUACCGGCCAAGGUGCAAAUCAAGCGCACCGAGCGCGAAUCGCUGUCGAAAUCCCACUGGUUCAAGACCUCACUCAAGAAGCUGGGUCCUCUGGCUCGCCAGAUCGCCGGCAAGAACAUCGACGAGGCUAUCCUCCAGAUGCGCUUCAGCAACAAGAAGGCUGCUAAGGACGUGCUGGAACAUCUCGAACAUGCCAAGAACGUCGCCAUUGUCCGUGCCGGCAUGGGCCUUGAGAAGUCCGUCCCCGCGAAACCGAUCAAUGUCGUCCUCAAGACUGGCGAGCGCAAGAAGAUCACCAACCCCUCCGACAUCUACAUUCAAGAGGCUUGGGUUAACCGCGGUCCCUACGGAUAUGAGAUGGAUCACCGUGCCCGUGGACAGAUCAACCGCAUGCGUCCCCCCACCACAAGUAUCUCUGUCCUGUUGAAGGAAGAGAAGACUCGCAUCCGCGAGUGGGAGGAUCGUGACGCCAAGGCCCAGCGGCAGCGCAUUUCUCAGCUCUGGACCCAGCUGCCAGAUCGCAAGAUCCCUACGCAGAACCAGUACUACAGUUGGUAA
Molecule: messenger RNA, 996 nt
Organism: Penicillium bovifimosum
Lineage: Eukaryota; Fungi; Ascomycota; Eurotiomycetes; Eurotiales; Aspergillaceae
Product: mitochondrial 54S ribosomal protein uL22m
Exons: 2
Coding region: 1-996 (331 amino acids)
Biological process (GO): translation; ribosome assembly
Cellular component (GO): mitochondrial large ribosomal subunit; ribosome
Molecular function (GO): structural constituent of ribosome
Source: RefSeq, a predicted model, not a curated record